AGCCCCGCGAGGCGGGGGUGUGGGGAGGGAGCGUCCGGCGCCGUCGGGCCUCGCCCGGGGAGUGCGGCCUUUGGCUCUGGGCCUCCUGUGGGAGGCGGGAAGGCCCGAGGGGAUGUGGCUGUGCAGCACAGAUUACGGGAGUGUUAAAUCUCCCCGUUAUUCUCGCGGGUGUGGCGCCGAGGAGGGAAACGGUGCUGGGGAGAAAGGAUGCUUCCCGGUAUUGGAUCAGCCUUUACGGUCGAUGGAGGAACUUCCCUUCGGGCAUGGCUGUGGUUCAGGCUCUGCUGCCUGAAGCACCCCGCGCCUUCCCUGCCCUGCUUACAGAUGCUCGCAAAGCCCCUUGAGGGGCAGGAGUGGGUUUCAGCCCCUUGCUGAAGGGUGCUGUUGUGUUCCCGGUGUUGAUCACAGUGUAGUGUGCCUGUAGUUGCAGGAUCUUAUCCAUUAUUUCUCCUUUGCUUUGUAACCUCCCUACUUUUCACCUUUAAUUUUGUGAGAAUCAGAUUCUCGCUUUCUGUGUCAUGGUGAUCCUUUACCAAGUCACUUGUUUAUCUCGGAGAUCAAAGUUUUGCCUUCACUGCAGCAGUUAAAUUUUACUAUACAGAAAGGCCCGAGGGCAUGCAAAACAAAGGUGCUCUUGGCGCUGCAAGUAGUCACUGCUUGAGCAAUGGCUGGCAUAUUGUAAAUGUAUAAAAACAUCACUUAGAGUAGUUGUUCUCGGUGUGGGAGGGAUUGAUUAAAGAACGUGGGGUUCCAGGAAAAUGCUGUCUAGCUGUUGUCUUUCUCCCCUUUCCUCCUCAUUCUCCUCUCCGAUAAUCACGUUGUUUUGGACAAAAGUAGGAAAAAUAAGGGGAUAAAGGCUCUGGCACUGAUGUGUGCUCCAAGCAUGCAGCUUCUUAUGGCAUGGAGAGUAGGAAUUGCAUCCUCCCACUCGUCGCUUUUGAUGUUGAGUGACAGGCUGUGCUGAAUGGCAGGUCGAGGUUCAGUGUGUUACAUCUGUUGGUAACUGCCUCUCUCCUGGCCGAGACUUUAGUGGGCCCUCCUCUGUGGAGGCCACAGGUGAAGGCUGUUGCUGAGGGAAUUCUUCCCUGGGGGAAGGGGGAAGUAGGGAGGAUCAUGUACCAUGGAGAAGGACCUGUUUCCAUUGGGCAUGCAGAAAACUCGAAGUGGUUGUAGAAAUUUGGAAAACAUCAGCAGGGAGUUGUUUGGAUCUAGGGUGCAGGUAUUUGAAUGGAUUAUAUUCAGUGUGGUUGUCAAGGAGAGAUAGUGAUAUAGAGGUUUGAGGAAUGCCAGAGAACGUUUAGGGAUUGUUUACAGAUGGGAUAGGUGAAGGAAGCUAAUGAGGAAAGUAAGCCUUUGGGUUACAGCUGUGUUCUGUUUGUCAGUCUCUCCCAAAGGUAUUCUCAAUAAGUGCACUGGUGUUCACUGUGCUGUCAGUGACCUCCCUGCAGCCUUGUGGUAAAUGGAAUCUGGGAGACCUGAAAAGUCAGCUUUUGUCCAGAGUAGUUUUUUUUCUGGAUCAGGUCACUGCUGCAGCCCACUAAGCUGUGGUAUCAGUCUUGAAACAAAUGAGGAAGGGACAGUUGCCUUUUCUGCAGCAGCAUGCUUGUACUUCAUCACAGAGAUUGUGGAAACCACGGUGUAAGGGCAUAUGAAAACACUAUGUUUAAAACUCACGCACACAAAAAAACCACCACCAAAAAACCAGAAAGGCUAUCCAAAACAACAUGUGUCCAGAGGCAUGCUAAUUUCUUUUUGUGUAUUGAGAAAUUUCUUUUAAAAAGUCACUUUGCUUUCUGUGUUUUUUAGUUAGAGGAGAAAUAUGCUUUUGUUUGCCAGUAGUAUUACAUAAAAGAACAGCUAACAAUCAUAUGACAGUUUUUUUCAGAGGUGAUUUUGCUCUUACUAGGUUGCUGUCUUUUGACUUAUCUUACAAGUAUUUUGUAUUGUUUUCUAUAAAGAAAUGAAUUAAUUUUGGGGAAAAAAGGCUUUAGUAUGUUUUACUGUUUCCAUUGUAUUUCCAGCAUAUGAAACUGGGAGAAUAAUGCUUCCUAGAUCUUAUUUGUACAUUCCAAGAUAGUUUGGGCAAAUUUGCCAUGGAAUUUUAGUAUUUGUAGGAAUCUAAGUCCUCGAUGAUCUGACUAGCACUGUCACUAUGAAAUGCAUUCUGUUCUUAUGUGUAAUGUGCCGCUGCUACGUUUGUUUUUGUGGACAUUGAAAGAAAAAGGAGGGAAGAGGUAAAGAGUGGAUAAGAAAGCACGGCAGAUGUGCACACACUGAAUAGAUGACUUACAGUGCUGUCUCAUUAAGACUUUCUGUAAUUCAGUAUGUGUAUUAUGAGAGAAUAUUAAAAGUUGUAUGGGAUUUCUAGUAGACUGUCCUAUCCCCUUUUGUUUUGUCAUGAUUGUAUAAUCCCCAUGUCUUUUGAAGCCUGAAUCUCUGAAUGAACAUGCAUUUUGGAAACAGCUUGUGAAUUACUUUAAUAAGAUUUGGAUUUAAAUCUUCCUGACAGCUCUCAAGUUACGCUUAAGCAAGAGAAAUACAGACUACUAAAUAACUCUAAAUGAAGGAUAGCUAAAAUAGCGAAGCUAAGAGGAAGCAGUGUUUUGCUAGUACAAAAUCUGAAAUGGUCCGAUACACUACUGUGCUCCUUCAGAGACUCAUGCUUGCUGAUGAUGAGAAGUAAAAACUUAAUCUUAAUAAAGCAUAUAUUUUGUAGAAAUUGGAAAUAUCUUGGUCACUACUAGUGAAUGGAACCCGUAUUGCUGAAAGCACAAAUAGGGAGUUUUGAAAUAAUUGCUUCGUUGGCACCAACUAACAGUUUGAGGAGUAUAUCUACUGAGAAAAAUGGGUCGAUCUAACUCUAGAUCACAUUCUUCAAGAUCAAAGUCCAGAUCUCAGUCCAGCUCUAGGUCAAGAUCCAGAUCACAUUCAAGGAAAAAGAGAUACAGUUCUAGGUCUCGGUCAAGGACGUAUUCACGAUCUCGCAGCAGGGAUCGUGUUUAUUCUAGAGAUUAUCGCAGAGAUUACAGAAAUAAUAGAGGAAUGAGACGUCCCUAUGGUUACAGAGGAAGAGGUAGAGGGUAUUAUCAAGGAGGAGGUGGUAGAUACCAUCGUGGAGGUUAUAGGCCUGUCUGGAACCGAAGACACUCCAGAAGCCCUAGACGUGGCCGUUCACGUUCCAGAAGUCCAAAACGAAGGUCUGUGUCUUCCCAGAGGUCCCGGAGCAGAUCUCGUCGAUCUUACAGAUCUUCCAGGUCCCCGAGGUCCUCUUCAUCUCGUUCUUCAUCCCCAUACAGCAAAUCACCUGUCUCUUCCAAAAGACGUGCGUCUCUGGAAAAGCAGGCAAAGAAAACUGAAGGGGCUCCUUUGCAAGAUAGCCCCUUGAAAAAUAAAUCACAAGAUGAACAGAAAGAUACAUUUGAACAUGACCCAUCAGAGUCUCUUGACGAUUUUAACAAAUCAGCAGCAGCUUCUGGCGACAUUUGGCCUGGCCUUUCAGCGUAUGAUAACAGUCCAAGGUCACCCCAUAGUCCUUCUAUUGCCACCCCACCUAGUCAGAGUUCAUCUUGCUCUGAUGCCCCUUUGCUUAGCACAGCCCACUCAGCAAAGGACACACCUCAACAUUCCCAUUCCAUUCAGCAUAGUCCUGAGAGGUCUGGCUCUGGUUCUCUUGGAAAUGGUUCUAGCCGUUAUAGCCCUUCUCAGAAUAGCCCAUUGCAUCAUAUCCCUUCGAGGAGAAGCCCUGCAAAGACAAUCCCAUCACAGAGUGCCCCCCGUGAGGAAGCUCGAGUGCGGUCAUUUUAUCCUGAGGGUGGCGAACAGGAAGCUGCAAAAGGUGGAAAGUUUAUGAAAAGGUACACAGAUGAAGAGUCUAGAGUAUACCUGCUUGAUAGGGGUAAUACCAGGGAGAAGGAGGCCCAGAAGGAGAGAGGAUCAGAAAAAGGGAGGACAGAGGGAGAAAGGGAAUGGGAGGAACAGGAAACUUUAGAUUUUUUCAUUGAUAAAGAGACUGGGAAAGAAAAGUUUAAUGACUCUGAAGGGGAGGACACAGAGGAGACAGAGGAUUACAGACAGUUCAGAAAGUCUGUCCUGGCAGAUCAGGGUAAAAAUUUUCCUACUGCGUCUCACCGGAAUGCUGAGGAGGAAGGAACCAAAUACAAAUCUAAAAUAUCAAUCAAGGGCAAUAGAGAGAGCGAUGGAUUUAGAGAUGAGAAAAGUUAUAAGCUUAAAGAGACUGGCUAUGUAGUGGAAAGGCCUAGUGCAACAAAAGAUAAGCACAAGGAAGAAGACAAGAGUUCUGAGAGGCUAAUGAUGAAGAAAGAAACUCAGUCACCUGAGCAGGUAAAGUCUGAAAAGCUCAAAGAACUCUUUGAUUACAGUCCCCCUCUACACAAGAAUCUGGAUGCGAGAGAAAAAUCCACCUUCAGAGAGGAGAGCCCACUUAGGAUCAAAAUGAUAGCCAGUGACUCCCAUCGUCCUGAAGUUAAACUCAAAAUGGCACCAGUACCUCUUGAUGAUUCCAAUAGACCUGCUUCCUUGACUAAAGACAGGCUGCUUGCUAGCACACUUGUUCAUUCCAUCAAGAAGGAGCAAGAGUUCCGAUCCAUCUUUGACCACAUUAAGUUGCCACAGGCCAGCAAAAGCACGUCAGAGUCAUUUAUUCAGCACAUUGUGUCCUUGGUUCAUCAUGUCAAAGAGCAAUACUUCAAGUCAGCUGGAAUGACCCUAAAUGAGAGGUUCACUGCGUAUCAAAAAGCCACUGAAGAACACAGCACCCGACAAAAGAGCCCAGAAAUACAUAGGAGGAUUGACAUCUCUCCAAGUACCCUGAGGAAGCAUACUCGUUUAGCAGGUGAAGAGAGAGUCUUUAAAGAAGAAAGUCAAAAAGGAGAUAAAAAAUUAAGGUGUGAUUCAGCUGAUCUUCGUCAUGACAUUGACCGACGUAGAAAAGAACGAAGUAAAGAGCGAGGAGACUCAAAGGGUUCCAGGGAAUCCAGUGGGUCAAGAAAGCAGGAGAAAACUCCAAAAGAUUACAAGGAUUACAAAUCUUACAAAGAUGACAGUAAACAAAAAAGAGAUCAAGACCGUGCUAGGUCCUCCCCAUCUUCCUCCCCAUCUUCUUCUUCAUCCAGUUCUCGAGAAGAAAAAGAUUGCAAGAAGGAAAGAGAUGAAGAGUUCAAAACCCACCAUGAACAAAAAGAAUACUCUGGUUUUGCAGGAGUCAACAGGCCAAGAGGCACCUUUUUUCGAAUUAGGGGCAGAGGAAGAGCCAGAGGAGUCUUUGCUGGAACAAAUACUGGUCCCAGCAACUCAAAUACUACUUUUCAGAAGAGACCGAAGGAAGAGGAAUGGGAUCCUGAAUAUACCCCAAAAAGCAAGAAAUACUUCUUGCACGAUGACAGAGAUGAUGGUGUGGAUUAUUGGGCCAAAAGAGGAAGAGGCCGUGGUACUUUCCAGCGUGGCAGAGGGCGUUUUAACUUCAAAAAGUCAGGUAGCAGUCCGAAGUGGACACAUGACAAAUAUCAAGGGGAUGGCAUUGUGGAAGACGAAGAAGAAACGAUUGAGAAUAAUGAAGAAAAGGACAGACGCAAAGAGGAAAAGGAAUAACCCUGGAAGAAAGUUGUAGCUGAAAGAGCAGCUGUUGCACCACCCUCACAACAUUUUUAAUAUGUUUUUUUGUUGUCAAAUGAAUGUAAGCAUUUUACUUAAAUUUUACUGUUGGAAAGUAGUUUAGGGGGAUUGUUUUUGUUUUAAGCCUUUAGAAAAAAAUCAUGAUACAGUAAACUAUGUUAAUGAUCGUACAGGUAGAAAGUAAAAUAUUUGUAACAACUUUUAAGAAAUUUUACUGUUUGUUAUAUGCAGUGUAAUUCUGCUUUGUCCAAAUAUAUGGUCAAGUACAACUGAAAGUUUUGAUUCUCCCCUAUGUCUGUGUUUUAUUCUGAAGUAAACUUACAGUUCUGCACACCUGA
This is a messenger RNA of Pipra filicauda (Wire-tailed manakin), 5969 nucleotides long. It is a transcript of the gene BCLAF1, whose product is annotated as BCL2 associated transcription factor 1. Gene Ontology annotation, molecular function: transcription coregulator activity; DNA binding. Gene Ontology annotation, biological process: positive regulation of transcription by RNA polymerase II. Bases 2845 to 5607 code for a protein of 920 amino acids. NCBI's taxonomy places the organism in Eukaryota, Metazoa, Chordata, Aves, Passeriformes, Pipridae. The transcript is spliced from 14 exons. The record is from RefSeq and is a predicted model, not a curated record. Gene Ontology annotation, cellular component: mediator complex.